Molecule: messenger RNA, 2103 nt
Organism: Effrenium voratum
Lineage: Eukaryota; Dinophyceae; Suessiales; Symbiodiniaceae
Source: the annotation of a GenBank genome assembly
AUGGAGCUUGCGCUGGGCGCAGCUCUUCGGGAUCUUCGAGAGGCCGUCGGCGCAUCAUCCGGUUGGGCGCCUCCACUUGCACUUCUUGCCCGAAACGGAUACCAAGCCUCACUCGAAGCCGCCGGUCGAGAGCUUGGACCGCGUCGCCCAGGCUUGGACCGCGUCGCCCAGGUGCAGGCAUUCGACGCAGUGGACCCCCGGGAUGCUGCGGGGUACCAGUCCACUCUCAUCACCGACGGGGCUCGCCUUUAUCCUGGCUUGGCCCAGAAGCACGGACUCCUGAUCUACCAGUGCUCCCGCGCCACUGGCCUGUUCGCGUACAAGGUUCGCAGGGGCCGCUGUUUGAACCCCACGAUCAAGGAGUAUGCUCUUCAGUGGCAGUGGCGCUAUGUCUGCCGCGGGCAUGAUCUCUUCCUCUCUUCAGGUGAGGUGGUGGUGGUGGACCCUCCGCGCCAGGGCCUUCGCCCGGAGGCGCGGGCAGCAGUGCUGCGAUUGAAGCCCAAGCGCUUGGUCUACGUGUCCUGCGAUUGCGCGACGCAAGCCCGCGAUCUGAAGGACUUCGUUGCUGCUGGCUAUGUGGUGAAGAAGGCAAAAGCGUUUUCCCCCAUCGCCGAGUCGCACAAGAAAUACAACUCCUUGGCCCGUCCGAAUUUCCCCGGUACCGCUUCACCUCCCGUGUUUCGCGAUGCGGGCCUCGCCAUGGCGCGGCUCUUCGCGCUGCUGCUGGCGCUGAGUUUGCUGGGCCUCCUGAGGCUUUGGAGCCAAUCCUUUGACGAGUCCAAUGAGCCGCCGGGCAGCUUCGCUUCAACGCAGUCGCCUGUGGACGCAUUGGCCAGUGCUUCAAUUACGGUACGUACCGCGGAGGUUUCUCAGCCGCCGCCUUCAGGCGAGGAGUUCAAUACGACUCUGGCGGACUUCAACUCGACCUCCACCACGGAGUUCUUUAAGCUGAAGAACCUGCCUUUGGAGGUGAACCGCUCCGCGGUGCAGAGCUGCGAGGAGGACGGCUGGAACUUCUCCUGCCUGGUCUUCGUGGGGGGUGCCGAAGGCUACACUAAUCAACUGCUGUCCACCUUGGACGCUUACCGCCUGCUGCUCCGCAGCAAGCGACGCUUGCUGGUGCUCGCGCCCAUGCGCUCGGAGCACGCCUGGCCCGUGCAUAACGUGCCCCAAUGUCUGGACGACGUGCUGGAGCUGCCGAACGCAGUGUGCCAGCAGCCCACGCACCUCACGCCGGAGGAUGAUCGAGAUCAGCUGGUGCGCUCGAAGCAGUGCCGCUUCGAUGGGCGGGAGACCAACCCGCUGCGGCACACCGGGCAGAUGGGGGAUUGGUACGUCUUCUGGCGACUGCUCAACGCGUCAUCCUGGGAUUACUUGCCCAAAGUGGCCUUCUCAGAGUACAGCAACAGCUCCAACUGUAUCUUCUCGCGGUCCUGGCGCAUGGAGAGCUGGAAGCUGUGGCCGAGCACCUUGCGCAUUCAGCCCAGGUACGUCCAAGUCUUCGAGGAGAUGCGACGGAGACUCUUCGGGAGUCAGCGGUACCUGGGCGUCCACUGGAGAAGGGGUGACCAGCUGCUGACCAAGUGCAAGCUGAAGAUGGACAAGUCGGUGAACUGCGGGCAGGUGGAGGACUUGCAGCGACUCGUCCAGAGGAAGCUGCAGGGCCGAAAGAUGCCCGUGUACGUGGCCACCAACGAGAAGGACCAAGAGACCUUGGCUGAGCUGCGAAGGGUGGGGUUCCGUCUGCAGUCAGAUGCAGGCUUUGUGCUGGACUCCCUUGAAUCCUUCUUCGCGGACGUGUACCUCGUGGGGUGCUCCCACCAGGCCGUGAUCCCUGGCUUCAACUUCGGCUCCGGCACCAGCAGCGUGCACAAGCUCAUCCAUACCUUCCGCCUUCACUUCCAAACACAUCGGGCGGACGGGGUCUGCGGGGACCUGCCACUCAUCGUGGACCACGUGAAUUGCGGAAGGCUGUUGGAGGAGAGCUGCGAGCAGUGCAAAGUGGACUGCAUGGCCGACUGCCAGCGCCUGGGCGAGUCGACCCCCAGCAGACCGCCACGAGGGCCUGGGAUGGCACCUGCCAGACGCGGAAAGCGAAAGUGA